AUGACACCCCCUUCCGAUAAAUCCUAUACAUACUAUCCGUGCCCUACAGAGUCUCCUGCUAUGUAUGGCGGAUCUCGUACUCUGGAGCGGACAGCUAACAGCCAGCAGAACGAUGAUGCAAAGAUAUGUGUAGUUAUGGUUGGGCUUCCAGCCCGGGGGAAGAGUCUCAUCGCAGGCAAAGCUCUACGUUAUCUUUCAUGGAUCGGGAUUCCAGCAAAGAUCUUUAAUGUUGGGCAGUAUCGCCGGCAGGACACGCCCCAACCUACGGCUGCAUUCUUCGACACAUCUAAUCCGGAUGGCGAAAGGCUACGCCGGGCUGCGGCAGAAGCUGCAGUGACAGACAUGCUUCGCUGGUUCUCAACUACAGGAGGACAGGUGGCAAUACUUGACGCAACCAAUUCUACCAAGGCUCGCCGCAAGUGGAUCCGCGACGUGUGCCAGGCGGCUGGGAUCGAGCCGCUCUUCGUUGAAUCGAAAUGCGACGACCGAGAACUCAUCAUGAACAAUAUUCGCGAAGUGAAAACCACCUCUCCAGACUACAUCGGACAGGACCCAGAAAUCGCCGCACAGGACUUUAUGGAGCGGAUCAACAACUAUGAAAAAGUAUACCAGACCAUAGAGGAAGAUGAGGAUGUGUCCUACAUCCAGCUCAUCAAUGUAGGGACGUCCGUUGUCAUCAACAAUAUUAAAGACUAUCUGUCUAGCAGAUUGGUUUACUACACCAUCAACCUUCACAUCAAACCUCGAUCAAUCUGGCUAUCUCGGCACGGAGAGUCUGAGUUUAAUCUCUCGGGACAGAUAGGUGGUGACGCUAACCUGUCCAGUCGAGGCGAGUUGUAUGCGCGAGCUUUACCUUCCCUCCUCAAGGAGUCUGGAGUCCCGCCUGGCACUAAGAUAGUUAUCUGGACCUCAACGCUUAAACGCACGAUCCAGACAGCUCGUUUCCUGCAGGCAGAAACAGGCUAUGACAAGCUCGAGUGGAAGGCCCUUGACGAGCUCGACUCUGGCGUUUGUGAUGGCCUGACCUACGAGGAAAUCGCCGAACGGUACCCAGAGGACUUCAAAGCCCGCGACGACGAUAAAUACAACUACCGCUAUCGAGGCGGUGAAUCAUACCGUGAUGUUGUCAUCCGUCUGGAGCCAAUCAUUAUGGAGCUCGAACGAAGUGAAAACGUGCUCAUAGUCACGCACCAGGCCGUUCUGCGAUGCAUAUACUCAUAUUUCCUGAACAUGUCGCAGGAACAGAGCCCCUGGAUGGAAGUUCCCCUUCAUACGCUGAUCAAGCUUACCCCUCGAGCCUAUGGGACCGAGGAGAAGAGAUUCAAAGCCAACAUCCCCGCCGUAUCGACGUGGCGUGGGAAAGGCUCGUCCGCAAAACACCAGGAGCCGCAGUGUCCUCCGCCUUCAGAUGACAAGCUGCAGCAUGACAUCUUGAAGGUCGAGCGAAGCUUCCAGGGCGAGACUCGACCCCUCGUCGAGUUUCGGCCUCGCGACAAGUCAAAGAUAGAAUCCAUCCUGACAUACGGAGACAGGUUGCUGGUCGGACUGAAUACAGGGUCGCUACGAAUAUACAGGGUUAAUGAAGUGAAUGAUGACGAAGAGGAAGCCCGGACUGGCGAUGACGCGGACGUGCAGGACGGCAGCGGUGGUGGAGGUGGUGCAGUACAGCCAACUACCACGACCAAACCGACAGAUCUACUACGAGAGCUAGAGAAGUUCUCACGGUACAAGAUCGAGCAGCUAGCGAUAAUCAAGGAGGCGAAUAUUCUACUCUCCCUGUCAAAUGGCCAUGUGUCGAUACAUGAUUUGCAGUCCUACGAGCUGCACGAGCAGUUGACUCGCACAAAGGGAGCUACCACCUUUGCCGUCACCUCGAACAUCGAGAAGGAUCAGGACACUGGAGUCCCUUCGAUUGUGUCUCGACUUGCCGUUGCGGUGAAGAGGAAGCUUAUGCUCUGGACAUGGCAAGAUAUGGAGCUUGAAGACGAUGCUACGGAGAUCACCCUCGUGAGCGGUAUAAAGACGAUAACUUGGGCAAACGGUACCAAGCUACUAGCCGGGCUUAGCUCCAGUUACGUCCUUGUUGACGUUGUGAGUAAAGAGGUCACGGAUAUCGUGGGGCCUGGAAGCAUUGGAGGAGCCGGGGGUUCGGAUACAGGGCGUCUGGGGGGAGUAGGUGCCGGUAUGAGCUACAUUGGUAUGGGCGGAUCAACGCCCAAACCGCUUGCUACGAGAUUAUGUGAAGGCCAGAUGCUACUUGCAAAGGAUGUCAAUACCCACUUCAUCGACACGGAUGGAAACGCCCUAAAGCGUCGUCAGAUUCCUUGGACCGUAGCUCCUGAAGCUGUUGGGUACUCAUACCCUUACCUAUUGGCACUUCAGGAUGCAUCCAAGGGUAUACUGGAGGUGCGAAAUCCGGAAACAUUGUCUCUUCUUCAAUCGGUGUCCCUCCCAUCGGCUACCAUGAUUCACAUUCCACAGCCAAACAUCAGCCUUGCACAUGCAGGAAAGGGUUUCCUUGUGGGUAGCGGGCGUGCCAUCUGGAGGAUGAGUGCUCUCGAUUAUGACUCUCAAAUAGAUGGUUUGGUUGACCAAGGCCACCUCGAUGAAGCAAUAAGCCUUCUUGGGAUGCUCGAAGACGCCCUUCUAAAUGACAAGGAAGGUAGAUUGCGGGAGAUCAAGCUACGCAAGGCCCAGGCGUUAUUCAGUAAGCAAAAAUAUCGCAAAUCGCUGGACCUAUUCACAGAGGUUUCCGCGCCUCCAGAAAUUGUCAUCCGUUUGUUCCCUAAACUUAUUGCUGGUGAGCUAUCCUCUAUUGAAGAAGAUACGUCACAGGAAAACUCAGAAGGUUCGGAGGAAAACCCUUUGCAACCAGAAAAUGGCACCAGCAUCAACAGUACCGAACCAACAACGCCGGACGACAAGCCAAAGGUCAAGAAUGGAACCUACGCACCCUCUGUAACCUCGUUUCUAAGAGGAAGACCAGAUGAUUCUAGUGAAACGGGGAGCAUGCGUGGUAAACCAGCAGAUAUGAAAGAGCCUGACAAGCGACUUGAAGGGAAGGAUUUGAAGGCGGCCGUUUACGAACUUCAAGGGUUCUUAGCUGAUAUUCGCCGGAGGCUUUCUAGAUUUAUUAGCCCCGACGGCACACUUAAAGGGCCCUCAAUCAAUGUUGAUAAAUCAGAUGAAGCUACCCAAUCUAUGCUGAAAACCCUAGGUAUUUCUUCAGAAGACCUAGAAAACGUUGAUAUGGGCCAGAAGCUACGUGAAACAGCUACUUUGGUAGACACUACUCUAUUCAGAGCACUCAUGUUCGCGACUCCAACGUUAGCUGGCUCGCUAUUCCGCAUCGACAACUUCUGUGAUCCUGAAGUAGUGAUGGAGAAACUAGAACAGACCGCUCGUUACGGUGACCUGAUUGACUUCUUGUUUGGCAAACGACUUCAUCGAUCUGCCCUAGAGCAACUCAAGAAGUUUGGACAAAAGGAUGCCGGAGAGGAAAUCUCGGCUGACUUACAAGGGCCUAAACGCACAGUUGCCUAUUUGCAAAACUUACCUCCGGAUAUGAUCGACUUGAUCCUGGAAUUCGCUGAAUGGCCGUUACGAAGUGACCCUGAGCUGGGAAUGGAGGUCUUUCUCGCGGAUACGGAGAAUGCAGAGACCUUACCGCGUGAGCGGGUUCUGGGGUUCCUUAACGGCAUCGAUGCGAAGCUUGCGAUUAAGUAUUCAGAACACGUCAUUAACGAACUUAAUGACCUGACGCCAGAUAUACAUUUCCGGCUGUUGACAUUGUACCUCGAACGGAUAUUGGAGAGCAAGCAGUCAAAAGACGUUUUCUCGAGCGAGGAAGAGCGGGAGGAGUGCAAGAGCAAGCUUCUGAAGGUGCUGGAGACGAGCGAGCAGUAUUCGCCUGCGAAAAUGCUAGACCGACUCCCAAGGGACGAUCCAGAGUUCUUUGAGCCAAGAGCAGUCACAUUGAGCAAGAUGGGACAACACAGACAAGCACUGGAGAUAUACGUAUUCAAGCUGAAUAAUGCCGCAAAAGCCGAGGAGUACUGCAAUCGAGUCCAUUUGUAUGAUGAUACAUAUACCAAACAACGCGCAACCCCGUACGGAAGUUCUCCCACACCUGAGGACGAGGAGAACCGUCCAUCUAUUUACCACACGCUUCUUUCCUUGUACUUGUCACCACCGCAUGGCCAAGAACCACGAUAUGGCCCUGCGAUCGAGAUCCUCGCACGACACGGCUCCCGAUUGCCAGCCAGCUCAACUCUAAGCCUUAUCCCCAGUACAUUACCAAUCCAUGACCUAGAGUUCUACUUCCGCAGUCGAAUCCGUGCAGCAAACUCUAUUCUAAACCAAGGACGCAUUAUUUCCUCAUUGCAUAAAAUUCAAAGUAUGGAAACAGAGGCUUCUCUGCGACUAGGUGAUGAGGUGGGCGGCAACAACAAGGGCAGAAACCGGUUUAUCACCGUUAGCGAGGAUCGGCGGUUGGGUGGGAGUGUUAUCAGCGUGUUUCCAAAGUAA
Messenger RNA from Microsporum canis CBS 113480, 4527 nucleotides. RefSeq names its product AvaB protein. The transcript is spliced from 9 exons. The record is from RefSeq and is a predicted model, not a curated record. Gene Ontology annotation, cellular component: cytoplasm; fungal-type vacuole membrane. The coding region runs from base 1 to 4527 and encodes 1508 amino acids. Lineage: Eukaryota; Fungi; Ascomycota; Eurotiomycetes; Onygenales; Arthrodermataceae. Gene Ontology annotation, molecular function: ATP binding; 6-phosphofructo-2-kinase activity. Gene Ontology annotation, biological process: vesicle-mediated transport; autophagy; fructose 2,6-bisphosphate metabolic process.